Molecule: messenger RNA, 3524 nt
Organism: Camellia sinensis
Lineage: Eukaryota; Viridiplantae; Streptophyta; Magnoliopsida; Ericales; Theaceae
Cellular component (GO): nucleus
Molecular function (GO): transcription corepressor activity
Source: RefSeq, a predicted model, not a curated record
UAUAGACCGCCGAAGGAAUUUUCAACAAAAGACUUUCGGUCUUUGAUUUUUCUUAGUCUCUUUGGUACUCUCUCUCUCUCUCUCUCUCUUCUAAGCCCCGUCAAUUCAAGCAUUCGAAGCCAUGGAAGCUGAUCCCUUUUAAACCAGGUUUAUCUUUCAUGUGGUUUUGGACCUUUGGAGUUCUUUCUUGAAGAUGGACUCUGGUGAGCUGGAUCGCAAUGGCAAAUGUGUUGAAGAAUUGUUUUCAGAGAAGUUAGUUCCUCUGAAUUCUCCUGAUACAAGUGAUAUGUUUGGUGAUCAACAAGUGCACCCCCGAGUUGGUGAUAAGUACCAGGUGAAAAUUCCACGCAUGAUAACAGAAUCUGAGCGGCUUCAUCUUCUAAGGAACCCAGAUGAUACUGAGAUUAAUUUUAAUGUUUCUCAUUAUUUUGUUUUGGGAUUAGCAGUUCCGGCAAUUUGGGUUGAUGAUAAAAUAAAUAACAAUCAAAAUAAAGGAAUUAAAGUUUAUAAAAAACGUGAUGAUUCAGUUAAUGCAAAGGGGUCAGUGGGAUCUAAAAAGGUGAAAAAGAGGCAACAUAUUUCAAAUAAGGAGGGUUUGAAAGCCAAAACAUUAGAUGUUGCAUUGGAUUGUGGAAAAGAAUCAAAGUCUAUCUCCGAACCUGCAAUGGCAGGAAAAGGUAACCCAAAUCAAAUGUGCAGAAGCAAAAGCUGUUGUUUGGUUCCUGGUUUGCUUGGUGAUUCUCCUUGGACAGACAUUGAAUUCAGUAGUUUUCUCCUUGCAUUAUAUAUUUUUGAGAAGAAUCUCGUUCAGGUGAAGAGAUUUAUGAAAAGCAAAGAAAUGGGGGAAAUCCUAUCCUUCUACUAUGGGAAGUUUUAUGGGUCUGAUGAACAUCGGAGAUAUGCAGAUUGCCGGAAGAUGAUGAAAAGCCGGAAGUGCAAGAUUGGACAGAGAAUUUUUACUGGAUGGAGGCAGCAGGAACUGUUAUCUCGUUUGCUUCUCCAUGUCUCAGAGGAUGCAAAAAGUACUUUGGUGGAGGUCUCAAAGGCAUUUGCUGAGGGAAGAACUUCUCUUGAAGAAUAUGUUCACACCUUAAAAACUCUUGCUGGUAUCCCUGUCCUCAUAGAAGCAGUAGGUAUUGGCAGGGGGAAGGAAGAUUUGACAAGCCUUGCAAUGGAGCCUACUAAAACUAAUCUAGUGUUUCCUUUCCGGCCCAAAAUACCAGUUGGCAAAGCAUGCUCUUCCCUUGCAUUUGAGGACAUAGUCAAGUUUCUAACUGGAGAUUUCCGGUUAAGCAAAGCUCAAUUAAAUGAUAUUUUCUGGGAAGCAGUCUGGCCCCGUCUGUUAGAAAGAGGGUGGCACUCUGAGCAGCCGAAGAAUCAUGAUUAUUAUAGUUCCAAACAUCAGCUGGUUUUUCUUAUGCCUGGUGUUAAGAAGUUCUCAAGAAGGAAACUUGUGAAAGGAGACCACUACUUCGAUUCUGUUCGUGAUGUUUUAAGCCGAGUUGCAUCAGAACCGAAACUUAUCAAGCUUGAGGACGAAGAACCUAGAGUCAGCAGCUGCGAGGAAGUACAUGAAAGAGAGCCAGAACCCACAAUAAACCAUGAUGAUCCAGCUGAUCAUCAGCAGCUUUAUUACCUUAAACCCCGAGUUUCAACAUACAAUCCAAAUCUUUUGAGGUUAACUGUUGUGGAUACUAGUUUGGCUUGUGGAGAAAAAUCAUCGAAGGUAAGAGAGCUGAGAAAUCUACCCUCUGAUACUGGAAUUACUUCUAUCUUGAGUAAUCAUUCAAAGGAAUCUGAUGGUGAUUCCUCCGGGGAUUCAGUCGAUGUGCCAGACUCUGUUGUUAUGUUAUUGAAGGGUCAGAAGAAACCUAGAUCUUCCAAUCAUAGUAAGGGUAUGGUUGACAAUAGCAAUUCAAACCAAAGGAUGUCAAUCGAUGACUCAAAAGCUGCGAAGAAAUUGGUGGGGAAUCACCACUAUCAGGACCCAGAUUUAUCUAAUGCCAAGCAGUUGAGGACCAUCAAGAACUGCUUCAGUAGGAGAGUGAGACCUGGCCGUUCAAAUUUGUUGCCCCCUCUCACGAAACAGCGGACAUUGGCUGCUUGUGCAAAGGAUGACACAAGUUGUAGCAUGGAGAAGUUCAUGGUGGGUUCUGGAUUCACACAAGUGGAACCCAGUUUCAGGUCUAACUCACUAGAUGUUUCCAAAGUUGGUCCUUUUGACGAGAAGAAGGUAUUAUCAACAAGUUCUUCGUUAGAAGGCAGUCCAAAAAGGGACAGCAACAAAGGCAUUCUUCAUGAGAAUAUGUAUGGUACGGGAAUAUCUCUUGCGGAAUGUGAGAAACCUCAAUCACAGCCGUUGAUCGACCUAAACGUACUCCAGGGCCUAUCAGAUUCUGAAAAUGGUGAAAUAUGCGACACGAAAGUCGAUGAAAGCCAGAAAAACCCUAAUGCUAAUGUUUUAUGCUUUUCCUCUGACAAAUACGAGCUUGUGAAAGAACCUAACAACUUGUGUACUUCCAGUAAUGUCAAUGCUGCAGAAAAACACCUAAUUGGGAGUCCUAGGAGGCAAAGCACAAGAAACCGGCCAUUAACAACACGAGCAUUGGAAGCUCUUGCAUUUGGCUACCUAAGCACAAAGCGGAAGCGAAAAGGCACGGAAAAUCAGAGGCAAGAUAACCCAGUAUCAAAGCAUUUCCUGCAAAGCUCACAUCAGAGCCGAUGUAACUUCAAAUUCUGGCAGCAUUAGCAGUGGUAUCUUGGAUGAUAAGGAUCAAAAUGGUGUGGACGGAGUUUGUAAGGGUAGCAAAAGUACGGUUAGCAAUUCUCUUUCUGAAACUGAAAGAAAAGUAGCUCUAGAGCUAGUGGAGAUCUCUAAAGCUACCUAUCAUCCAGGAGUUUUGAAUUUCAAUGAUGAUUGAUCUAGUUAAGGUGCUUAGGUUACCAAAGACAGCACAUUUUAUACUGUCUUCUUUUCAUCUUUCUACAAUCCCUGUACCAUUCAGUUAACCGUUACAAUGCAUCACAUCACGGUACUGACAUCCAUUUGAGAAGAAAUAUAGGUACCUUUUACUCUCUGUCGUGAUUUGGCAUGUUACAGCCACAGCGGUUAGGCAAUGGGCACUUGCUGACCAUUGCUAUGUAAUGUUUGUAGAGGAAACAAGCUUGUUUUACAAAUUACACUACAAUCUUCAUAUUUCAAAUUCUGUACUCUGAAGUAAAUUCUGUUGGCAAAAGUUGAAUAUUACCGGAUUGUAAACAUGUCAAUGUCCUUGGGUGUAUUGUUACAAGCUAUUCACAAUCGAUGAACGUACUGGUGGGGAUUGGAAGGCAUUGGAUAAAGGAAAACUUAAAGAUUUUAUAAUUUUAUUUAUGAGGUUUAAUUCAAUUUAGAGUUAUGUUAGGUUAGUGUUCUAUAUUUGUAACCUUAAAUGGGGUUUCCUAUGUUGCCUAUAUAUAUGGUUCUAUGUAAUAGUUUUAUAUUAGCUUUAGAUUAAUGAGAUAUUGAGUAGAUUGUGGCCGUU